Molecule: messenger RNA, 5461 nt
Organism: Pyrgilauda ruficollis (rufous-necked snowfinch)
Lineage: Eukaryota; Metazoa; Chordata; Aves; Passeriformes; Passeridae
Gene: TOB2
Product: transducer of ERBB2, 2
Exons: 2
Coding region: 1086-2108 (340 amino acids)
Biological process (GO): regulation of gene expression
Cellular component (GO): cytoplasm; nucleus
Molecular function (GO): transcription corepressor activity
Source: RefSeq, a predicted model, not a curated record
GGGGCUGGCCCUGCUCUGUUGGAGGCGGAGGGACACAGGCGUGCGGAGACAAAAUAGUCCGGGAGGCGGGAGCGUGUGCCGGGGGCGGGGUCUCCGUCCCCGUCUCGGGGCCGCGGAGGUGGCCGUGCCGCUCCUGUUCUCCCCGUGGUGACACCAGCCCGCCCGGUUUGGCCUUGCCCCGUUGCUCCCCGGGGAGAUGCGCUCGCAGUUCCCCGGGCUCCCCGCCCGUAUCGGGGACCGGGGAUCCCGAGGGGUUCGCCAAGAUGGAGGGAGACGGGAUUGCCCGUGGGCACGUCUCCCCGAGCUCCUCCACUGUAGCGGGGCGGGGGGCUCCACCACGGGGUCUUCGCAGACGUGCUUGGGGUGUGCAGAGAACUGUCCCUUGGGGAGUCCCGGGGCUGGCCUAGCCGCUGAGCCGGGGCUCCACCGUCCCCAUGGUGCGCGGGGGCGGGGACCACGCCGGCCGGUCCCGUCUCUCCCCGCUCCGUUCGAUUCCACUCCAUCCCCCCGUCGCCUCAGGCUAAACCGCUUGGGGAAGUCCUCAGGUCAAUCCCCGCUAAGGCCGCGGCCCCGUCCCUCCUUCCCUUGAGCUCGGAUCCGGGAUACUCCCAGUGUCCGGGCGGCAGCAGCGGAAGCUCCGCCGGACCGGCCCCCCCCCCCGUCCAUCCCGGGGCGCUGCGGACGGCGACGGGAGGGGGAAGUAGUCCCGGCCCGCCCCCCGCGGCCGCAUCACGCGGGGCGGGAGCGGAUCCGUGCGCCGAGAGGUUGCUAAGGGUGAAAGUUUGCCGUGAGUUGGCUCACUCGGGGCCAGGGCGCGGGCGGCUCUGGGGGCGCAGCAGCGGCAUCCGCACCACAGCACCGGGCCCGCCCCGCGCCGUCGGGGACAAGGGAGGGAGGGGACGGACGAGACGGGGCAAAGCAGAGACGAGACCUGCCGGCAGCGCCCUCGGCCCCCGCGACAGCCGCCAGUCAGCCGCCGGCCCUGGAUCCGAGAACGAAGUCUCUUUGGAGUCAAAACUUGUCUAUGUUUCUGUCAUUUUGUCACUUUUAAUAUACUGCCCUGACUUGCUUGCUGGGAAGAGAGUAUGCAUCUGGAGAUCAAAGUUGCUCUUAACUUCAUCAUCUCAUACCUGUACAACAAGCUUCCUCGGAGGCGGGCAGACCUGUUUGGUGAGGAGCUAGAGCGCCUGCUGAAGAAGAAAUAUGAGGGUCACUGGUACCCAGAGAAACCUCUGAAGGGCUCUGGCUAUCGCUGUGUUCAUAUAGGGGAGACGGUGGAUCCCGUGGUGGAGCUGGCAGCCAAGCGGAGCGGGCUGGCUGUGGAGGAUGUGCGUGCCAAUGUGCCAGAAGAGCUGAGUGUCUGGAUUGAUCCUUUUGAGGUUUCCUACCAAAUCGGUGAGAAGGGCUCUGUUAAGGUUCUCUACCUAGAUGACAGUGAGGGCUGCAGUGCCACAGAGCUGGACAAAGAAAUCAAGAGCAGCUUCAACCCUGAUGCCCAGGUAUUUGUCCCUAUCGGGAGCCAGGACAACUCGCUGUCCAACUCUCCGUCCCCCUCCUUUGGCCAGUCACCCAGCCCCACCUUCAUCCCUCGCUCUGCGCAGCCCAUCACUUUCACCACUGCCACCUUUGCUGCCACCAAGUUCGGCUCGACCAAGAUGAAGAAGGGUGGGGGAGCCGGAGGAGGGGGCAGUGGAGCAGGGGCUGUGCAGCAGCCCAGAAUGGUCAGGUCUCCCACCACCAACCUGCUGAAGCACAAGGGCCUCUCCCUGUCGAUGCACUCUCUGAACUUCGUCGGGAGCGCUGGGAGCCAAGCCCCGCAGUCACAGCUCUCCCCCAAUGCCAAGGAGUUCGUUUACAGCGGCGCCUCGUCGGGAGCCAGCAGUCUCUUCUUCGAUGGUGUUGCCAGUGAGAGCCAGGCCAGCAGCAUCCCGCCAGCAUCGCAGUUCAACGCCAGCACAGGUGGUACCUUUGAUAUGGCUCAGGUCUUCAGUGGCAGCACCAAUAGCCUCUUUUUGGAGAAGUCUCCCUUUGUGGAAGGACUCAGCUACAACCUGAAUGCCAUGCAGUAUCCUAGCCAGUCGUUCCAGCCCGUCGUCCUGGCCAACUGAAUACAACGGAAGGAGAGUAUUUUGGGGCAGGGAGGGAGGGGGGAAACAAGAACAAAACAAACAAACAAGAGGGAGAGAAAAGAAAAAUAGAAAUAUACAGAAAAUAUUAAAACCUUACAAAUAUAGGUUCUUGGGAAAAGAGAGAGCUCAGUGUUGUUGCGCUGUGCUGGUAACGCUCCUGAAGCACUGAAUUGUUUUUUAACUCAGUACCUGUGCUUUUUUCCUACUCACUUUUUUACUCCUUAAAAUGAGUCUUGGGCUUAUUUUUGGUUUGUGUGCCCCCUUCCCCCACCCCAGCCCAGGACUGGUGCAACUGUAGGUCACAAUGCUCCUGAUUCCCUGCACCACCCCCUGCCUCACACUGGACACAGGGUCCUUCUACCUGGGUGUAGGGAUGUCAUCUUCAUACCACCGUGCUGGAGGAGGGACAAGAAGAGGAUGAGUCAGUGUUGGUGGGGACACACACAGUCUUGUUGUGUGCUAGCCAGAAUGGGUGGGUGAGCUUGCUUUUUCUGUGUAUACAGAGAACAUCGCCUGUGCCCACGGGCGCAGACCAUUGUGCUGUUGUGGCUCUAGCCCAAGCUGGCAUCAGCUGUUCUGUGUGCUGAAAAGCACUAACUCUUCUCCUUGACCGUCUCGCAGCACAUCACAGUCAGGGCAGAGCAUUACUGUGAAAUGGCUUCUUCCUGCUCCCUUAUUCGUCUGCACUUCCAGUUGUGGCUACAGGGGGACAGUGCUUAGAGCUUAGUGGCUCUGGUUAUUGGACCUUUCUGUAGCUGAGCAAGAGGGCCUUUUUUGUGCUCUCUCAGGGCUGCCCAGUCAGUCUGGAUAACAGCCCCUGUGGUGUAGAAUCACCACCUGCCUCUCUCUGUGGUUUGGAGGAGGUGGCACUGAACCAGCUGGACCCCACUUGGAUCCUUCCCCCACUUCCCAGAUGUUCUCCCCAGCAGCAGGGGCCAGCAUCCACUUGGGGUGGCCUCUGAGGUCCGAGUUCUCAUUAUCUGCUGUGAAUUCAUUGUCUUGUCUGAGAGAGGAAAUUCCUUCCUUUUUAGUUAGCGAGGCAGCGUAACUUUUUAAGAAGAUCAGGUGAUGUUGUUGAAGCUGCUGUCUUGAGUGGUAGCAUAAGGGUUUAUGCUUUCAGCCAGGUAUGCACUUGACUGAAGCCCUUCCCUUGCCUUUCUGGGGAAGCAUGAGGAGGUGGUUGAUGCAGUGAGAAAAGGCAGCACCUAUCAUAAAUUCCUCAUUCCAGCCUGAUCACAUCAGCAUGGACAGCAGCAAGCUUAGCGCAGAGCUGGGAUGGGCUCUCCAAAGGCAAGUGGUUGUCUCAGUCUCUGAAUGUAUGGUGCCUCUUCACAGCAGGGAUGGGAUAUGGGACUCUGCACCUUUCUCCAGGAUGAUGUGUGGCAGUCAGGCAAUAGUGACUGUUCAGCUUAAUCCCUUCUGUGUCGAGGACUCCAAGACCCACCUUCACAGAAAGCCAAAGGAGGACUGCUUCAUGCCCAGGAAGGAUGGAGGCUUUUUUGGUGGGAAGGGAGGUUUCCUUGAAGGCUGCUGUGUGAGCAUGGAAGUGUGCAAAGAGGAGAGAGGUGGAGAUGAUGAAACUGCAGUCUUUGAAGUUCUCAGUUGAAAUGAAAAAUAAGCUUUUGCUGCUUCCCAAACUUGAGGUUUGGUUUUCUUUUAAUGAUGCUUCUUGGGGCACAGUCUGAAAUCCACUCCUCCUGCACUUGUGGAACCAAUGUGCUCUUUCAAGAAAUCUCUGUUUCAGGUGAGAUGAGCUUGACCAUGUGCUUUUCCUGCUUCCUUCCCUGAGAUGGAGGCACUUCCAGCCCUUUUGUAGUUGUGUUGCCUCUGAACAUUUGCAGAAGGUAAUGGGCUGUCCCAGGGAGACUGUCUCUGCCCAGAGCUCUCCCAGGAGAGUUUCCAGUGUACCCUUCCCCUCGAUGGGUGAUGGGGUGCACGGUCCUGACCUUGUGCCCAGCAUGGGUUCCCAAGCAGGCUGCUUGCUAUUGAGCUAUGACCAAUGCAGCAGGUGGGUGAGGAGAGCAGAGCCCAGCCGGUUUCCCAAAGCUGGUGCCCACAACCUCAACCCUGCAGGUUUCCAGACUAGGACAAGUUGAUGAGGAGUGGCCCAGCUGUUGUGUUCCCCUUUUUUCUUUCCUUUGAACCCACUGCUUUUAAUGGAUGCUACCACUGCCAUGGAGUCCUUCUCCCCAACAGGGUGCUGCUGGGUGCCACCCCACAUGUUGCACUGGACUCUGAGGGGUGUUCAGCCUCUGAUGGCAGGACCCGGUCCAGUUGCCCCCGACUGUCCCCACAUCUGGCAAAGCCACCUGCGAGCUGCUGCUGUGAGACAGUGUGCUCUCCUCCAGCACAAGGGAGGGAGGGAAGAAGUGGGGAUGUCCCCUGUCCACUUGCUUAUGUGUGUGUGAAACUUUGAUGCUGCUUUGCCCUGCCACACGUAUUAUACCUGCUUUAAAAAUAGUGGUGUGAGUGGAAGGAGGAAAAGAAGAGGGACCAACCUCUUUCUUUGCAUCUUAAAAGGAAAAAAGUGUGCUUCAGAAAUGUUCCUCCAGCAUCAGGCAGCAAUGGAAACUAAUGGCCUUUUCAGGUCUUUUCUAGUCUUGGAUGUAGGCGUUCAGCUUCAAUUUUAUUUUUUAAAAACCUGCACUAAUUUACCUGGUUUCUUAGGAAGAGAAGAGAGAAGAUUUUUUUUUAACUUUUAUUUUUUAUGGGUUUAUGUUCUUUUUGUUGAUGUCUGUUUGUAUUGAAUAAUUUGCUACAUUUGUAAAAUGUAAGAGGUAUAUAUAAUAUAUGUAUAUUUCUAACGUAAAAAAAUGUAAUUUUUUUCUUUUCGAGAUUUUUUCUUAAAAAAGAGGAGAGAAAAAAAUAUUUUUUCAGGAAAAAACUUUAAAAAAAAAAAGAAGUGGUGAAGAUUCCUUUCUCCCCACUCAGCCUCCCUUUCCUCCUGCCCCUCUCCGAGGAGUGAAUUGACAGUUGCCUUGUGGGAGAGGAGUGAAAGAGGACAGAAGUCUGUAUGUCUCCGAGUGGAGGGUUUCUGCCUGUGCUCUGCUUGGGGUUUUUUUGGAGAAGGGGACUACUGAGAUGGGGAACCAGGGGGUUGCUGUCUUUUUCUUUUUUUUUUUCCUUCUUUCUUUUUUUUUCUUUAGCGAAGGAGGAAUACAAUCAGAGUUUUGUAUUCAGAAUGUUGUGCAAUAUUUUGGAACGGGAUAUUGGUGUGUCUAGAGAUUUAGUUAAAAACAAACAAAAAAAACCCACAAAAAGGUUGAUCAAAUCUGUACAGUUUCUAUUGUUCCAGAUUUUUUUAAGUUUGUAUUAAAAGCAUGAUAUAAUAA